AUGAUUGACCAGUAUAAACAUCAACAACUUCGAAUUGGAUCAGUUUCCCCUCAACAAAUCAGGGCUUGGGCAAAAAAGAUUCUACCCAAUGGAGAGAUAGUUGGAGAGGUGACAAAACCCUAUACUUUUCAUUAUAAAACUAAUAAACCGGAAAAAGAUGGAUUGUUUUGUGAAAGAAUUUCUGGACCCAUAAAAAGUGGGAUUUGUGCUUGUGGAAAUUACCGAGGAAUUGGGACUGAAAAAGAAGACCCGAAAUUUUGUGAAGAAUGCGGGGUGGAAUUUGUUGAUUCUCGGAUACGAAGGUACCAAAUGGGAUACAUCAAACUGACAUGUCCAGUGACUCAUGUGUGGUAUUUGAAACGUCUUCCUAGUUAUAUUGCGAAUCUUUUAGAUAAGCCCCUUAGGGAAUUAGAGGGCCUAGUAUAUUGCGAUGUGUUUUCUUUUGCUAGGUCCAUAGCUAAAAAACCUACUUUUUUACGAUUACGAGGUUCAUUCGAAUAUGAAAUCCAAUCCUGGCAAUACAGCAUCCCACUCUUUUUUACUACUCAAGGUUUCGAGACAUUUCGAAACCGAGAAAUCUCUACGGGGGCAGGUGCUAUCAGAGAACAAUUAGCCGAUUCGGAUUUGCGAAUUAUUACAGAUAAUUCUUUGUUAGAAUGGAAGGAAUUAGGAGAUGAAGAGUCCGCAGGAAAUGAAUGGGAAGAGAAAAAAAUUCGAAGAAGAAAGGAUUUUUUGGUUAGGCGCAUAGAAUUAGCUAAACAUUUUCUUCGAACAAACGUAGAUCCAGAAUGGAUGGUUUUGUGCCUAUUACCAGUUCUUCCUCCUGAGUUGAGACCAAUCAUUCAGAUAGAUGGGGGUAAACUAAUGAGUUCGGAUAUUAAUGAACUCUAUAGAAGAGUUAUCUAUCGGAACAAUACUCUUACCGAUCUAUUAACAACAAGUAGAUCUACACCAGGGGAAUUAGUAAUGUGUCAGGAGAAAUUGGUACAAGAGGCCGUGGAUACACUUUUUGAUAAUGGGAUCCGCGGACAACCCAUGAGAGAUGGUCAUAAUAAAGUUUACAAGUCAUUUUCCGAUGUAAUUGAAGGCAAAGAAGGAAGAUUUCGUGAGACUCUGCUUGGUAAACGGGUCGAUUAUUCGGGGCGUUCUGUCAUUGUCGUAGGUCCUUUGCUUUCAUUACAUCAAUGUGGAUUACCUCGAGAAAUAGCAAUAGAGCUCUUCCAAGCAUUUGUAAUUCGUGGUCUAAUAAGACAAGAUGUUGCUUCUAACACAGGGAUUGCUAAAAGUAAAAUUCGGGAAAAAGAACCCAUUGUAUGGGAAAUCCUUCAAGAAGUGAUGCAGGGGCAUCCUGUAUUGUUGAAUAGAGCGCCCACCCUGCAUAGAUUAGGUAUACAGGCGUUCCAACCCAUUUUAGUGGAGGGGCGUGCUAUUUGUUUACAUCCCUUAGUUUGUAAGGGCUUCAACGCAGACUUUGAUGGGGAUCAAAUGGCUGUUCACGUACCUUUAUCUUUGGAAGCUCAAGCAGAAGCUCGUUUACUUAUGUUUUCUCAUAUGAAUCUCUUGUCUCCAGCUAUUGGGGAUCCCGUUUCCGUACCAACUCAAGAUAUGCUUAUAGGACUCUAUGUAUUAACGAUCGGGAAUCCCCGAGGUAUUUGUGCAAAUAGGUAUAAUCAAUCUAAUUCUAAUUGCAGAAACUAUAAAAAGGAAAAAGUUAACAAGAAUGACUUUAAGUAUACAAAAGAGCUGUAUUUUUCUAGUUCUUAUGAUGCACUUGGAGCUUAUCGGCAGAAACGAAUCCAUUUAGAUAGUCCUUUGUGGCUUCGGUGGAGACUAGAUCAACGCGUCGUUGGCUCAAGAGAAGUUCCCAUCGAAAUUCAAUAUGAAUCUUUUGGUAAUUAUAAUGAGAUUUAUAAGCACUAUCAAAUAAUAGGAAGUGUAAAAAUAGAAAUUUGUUGUAUAUACAUUCGAACUACUGUUGGUCAUAUUUCUUUUUAUCGAGAAAUAGAAGAAGCCAUACAGGGGUUUUGGCGGGCCUACUCAUAG
Molecule: messenger RNA, 2043 nt
Organism: Phalaenopsis equestris
Lineage: Eukaryota; Viridiplantae; Streptophyta; Magnoliopsida; Asparagales; Orchidaceae
Source: the annotation of a RefSeq genome assembly